Engraulis encrasicolus (European anchovy) is the source of this 969-nucleotide messenger RNA. RefSeq lists its product as uncharacterized. Gene Ontology annotation, cellular component: cytoplasm. The transcript is spliced from 8 exons. The record is from RefSeq and is a predicted model, not a curated record. Gene Ontology annotation, biological process: programmed cell death. NCBI's taxonomy places the organism in Eukaryota, Metazoa, Chordata, Actinopteri, Clupeiformes, Engraulidae. Bases 70 to 969 code for a protein of 299 amino acids.
AAAUGUUGUGGAGUUGUUGGAAAUGACAAGAGGGAGGUAGAGGAAGAGGUCUUCCUGGAUUAUGCCGGCAUGUUUGAGGACAAGUUCUCUGCGUCUGUGGAUGGGGGAGCUACUGUGGCGGGACUAGUAGGACUAAAGGUUGGACUGCAGGGUGAAGGAUCCUCUGAAGUGCACUCCAACAUUGGAACACUCCACAAACAGGAAGUAAACAUGGCCACACUGGUCCGGGAGUCGUACAACAAGUACCUGGAGAAGGGCCAUCCCUUAUUGAGGCAGUUGGAAGUGUGGGAUUGGAAAAGAACGUUGGGGUUUGUGAGUGCACGUGUGUUUAACAGAAACGAGUUUUUCAUCAGUAAACAGGAGGAACAAGGCGCCAGCAGCAAAGCAAACGUGAACAUUCAGAAGGUGUCCAUUGAUCACAGCGGAAGUUUUGGAAAAGAAAAUAAAGUGAAGCUGCGUGUCCCAGCCAACACCACCCUGGCAUACCGCUUCAUGAAGCUAAAAAUCAAUGAUGUUCAACCAAUUAUUCGACCAGUUUUUAGAGUUUGUCGCAGCAUUGGUUCUGGUAUGGCGGAAUCAACUUUCCCUAAACCAGAAAGUGUGAUCACGAUGGAGGUAUUGGAUCCAGAAGCCACGGCCAGAGAUGAGACACUCCUCGAACCAUUCUGUUCACUGGCACUCAGAGAGCUAGCGCGCCAGCUGUCUCCCCUGGGUGAAGAGUCAGUGGACACUCGGACGACUCUGUUGCAGCUCCUUACUGACAUCAUGGUGGACCAGGAGGUCCUGCAUACCCUGGAGAUGGCUGUGGACAAUGUGAAUAUGGGUCUGACCCCUGACGUGGAAUCUGUGGAGCAGGAGGCCCUGAAGACCCAGAUCACCUCAGUGCUGCAGCUGCUGCCACGCAGCACAUCAUACCACCCCUUGCCCUACGCCAUUCACCUGCUGAUCACCGCACUCACUGCUGUCUGA